Messenger RNA from Salvia hispanica, 543 nucleotides. The record is from RefSeq and is a predicted model, not a curated record. Lineage: Eukaryota; Viridiplantae; Streptophyta; Magnoliopsida; Lamiales; Lamiaceae.
AUGGUGGUGCGGAAGGUGGGGAAGUAUGAGGUGGGGCGGACGAUUGGGGAAGGGACAUUUGUGAAGGUAAAGUUCACGCAGAACACGGAAACUGGGGAUAGCUUGUAUCUUGCAUAUGAAAAUGCUCCAAUGGAGUAUGUUUAUGUGGUGGAGGAGCAUGGUGGAUGUGAUGAGGAGAUGGAGCACGAUGGCCGCGGUGAUGGUGUGGAGGAGGAGCAUGAUGGCAGCCGGGGUGGUGGUGGUGUGGAGGAAGAGCAUGGUGGAUGUGAGGAGCUAGAGCACGAUGGCUGCCGUGAUGGUGUGGUGGAGGAGCAUGAUGAUGGCCGAUGGGAUGGUGACGGUGUGGAGGAGGAGAGUGGUGGAUGUGGUGUGGAGCCUCAGCACGAUGGCCGAUGGGAUGGCGGUGGCGGCUUCCAUGAGGAGAGAGAGCGUGGCGGUGGUGGUUGGGGCGGCGGCCGUGAGGAGAUGGAGCAAAGUGGAGGUGGGGUUUUACAUGUCUCCACAAAUUCUCAUCCUCGUCAAUUUCAUUUAAAUCAUAUUUGA